Molecule: messenger RNA, 3074 nt
Organism: Chrysochloris asiatica (Cape golden mole)
Lineage: Eukaryota; Metazoa; Chordata; Mammalia; Afrosoricida; Chrysochloridae
Gene: CDH9
Product: cadherin 9, type 2 (T1-cadherin)
Exons: 12
Coding region: 167-2533 (788 amino acids)
Biological process (GO): cell-cell junction assembly; cell morphogenesis; multicellular organism development
Cellular component (GO): adherens junction; catenin complex; plasma membrane
Molecular function (GO): calcium ion binding; cadherin binding
Source: RefSeq, a predicted model, not a curated record
AGAUGCAUGAAGAUUCAGCUGAGAAGAUACUAUAAAACAGGAAAACAGGGCAUGAGACAGAAGCAACCCGGCAUUGUCAGUGCUAAGAGGGCUAAGUCAGUUUGAUUGCUAUACAAGGUAAAAGAAAAAAUACAUUGAAUUUGGCAUCUUAUUGAAGUCACAGAUAAUGUGGACUUAUUUUUUGCCAUUAUUUCUUUGGACAUAUAUGUUCCAUGCAGUUGAUGCCAUUCCAUUACAAGAAAAAGGUAACAAUUAUUUACCAAGCAAAAAGACAUUGGAUUUGACAAAAGAGAAUGGUAAAAUAUUACGUCGCAGCAAACGUGGCUGGAUGUGGAAUCAGUUCUUCUUGUUGGAAGAGUACACAGGUACAGACACUCAAUAUGUCGGCAAGCUUCACACUGACCAAGAUAAAGGAGAUGGAAACUUAAAAUACAUAUUAACAGGAGAUGGAGCUGGCAGUCUUUUCGUUAUAGAUGAAAACACAGGAGACAUUCAUGCUAUAAAGAAAUUAGACAGAGAAGAAAAAUCCUUAUACAUUCUUCGUGCCAAAGCUAUAGACAGAAAGACUGGUCGGCAGGUGGAACCUGAAUCAGAAUUUAUUAUUAAAAUCCAUGAUAUCAAUGACAAUGAACCAAAAUUUGCCAAAGCUGUAUAUAUUGCCAGUGUUCCUGAAAUGUCUGGAGUUGGUACAUCUGUUAUACAAGUGACUGCAACAGAUGCAGAUGAUGCUAACUACGGAAACAGUGCUAAAGUGGUCUACAGUAUAUUGCAAGGACAGCCAUACUUUUCUGUGGACCCAGAAUCAGGCGUAAUAAAAACGGCAUUACCAGACAUGAGCAGAGAAAAGAGAGAGCAGUACCAGGUGAUUAUACAGGCCAAAGACAUGGGAGGCCAAAUGGGUGGCCUUUCUGGAACCACCACAGUGAACAUCACCCUGACAGACGUCAACAACAGUCCUCCUCGGUUCCCCCAGAGUUCUUAUCAAUUCAAUUCUCUUGAGUCUGUGCCUCUUGGAACUCAUCUUGGCAGGAUAAAAGCCAAUGACCCUGAUGUUGGAGAAAAUGCUGAUAUGGAAUACAGUAUUGCUCAAGGAGAUGGGGCAGACAUGUUCGAUGUCAUCACUGACAAGGAUACACAGGAAGGCAUUAUAACUGUCAAACAGAAUUUAGAUUUUGAAAAGAAAAUGAUGUAUACUUUAAGAGUGGAUGCAAGUAACACUCACCCUGAUCCAAGAUUCUCACACCUCGGGCCUUUCAAAGACACAGCGUUGGUCAAAAUAUCUGUGGAAGACAUAGAUGAACCGCCAGUGUUCAGCAAAAUGUCUUACUUGAUAGAAGUAGAUGAAGAUGUAAAGGAAGGCAGCAUCAUUGGUCAGGUUACAGCAUAUGAUCCAGAUGCUAUGAACAAUUUAGUAAAAUACACUGUGGACCGGCACACUGAUAUGGACCAGACUUUUAGUAUCCAUUCUGAAAAUGGCUCUAUUUUCACGUUGAAGUCUCUUGACAGGGAAUCAUACCCUUGGCACAACAUCACUGUGACAGCCACAGAAAUAAAUAAUCCAAACCAAAGUAGCCAAAUUCCUGUUUUCAUCAGAAUUUUAGAUAUAAAUGACCAUGCACCAGAAUUUGCCACAUACUAUGAAACAUUUGUUUGCGAAAAUGCAAAGCCUGGUCAGUUGAUUCAGACCGUUAGCGUCAUGGACAAAGACGACCCUCCACGAGGCCACAAAUUCUUUUUUGAACCAGUACCAGAAUUUCCCUUCAAUCCCAACUUCACCAUCAUAGACAAUAAAGAUAAUACAGCAGGAAUCAUGACUCGGAAAGACGGGUAUAGCCGUAACAGAAUGAGCACCUAUCUAUUACCAAUUUUAAUAUUUGACAAUGAUUAUCCAAUUCAAAGCAGUACUGGCACACUCACCAUUCGAGUUUGUGCCUGUGACAACCAAGGAAACAUGCAAUCCUGCAACGCAGAAGCCUUGAUCCUCUCAGCGGGCCUGAGCACGGGGGCUCUCAUCGCCAUUCUUCUAUGCGUCCUCAUACUGUUAAUUUUAGUUGUACUGUUUGCUGCACUGAAGAGGCAAAGGAAAAAGGAACCACUAAUAAUUUCAAAAGACGAUGUCAGAGACAACAUUGUGACUUAUAAUGAUGAAGGGGGCGGGGAAGAAGAUACUCAAGCUUUUGAUAUAGGAGCGCUAAGGAAUCCUGAAGCCAGAGAAGACAGUCAACUUAGAAGGGAUAUAAUGCCUGAAACUAUCUUUCAGAUAAGGAGAACUGUGCCUCUGUGGGAAAAUAUUGACGUACAAGAUUUUAUCCAUCGAAGAUUAAAAGAAAAUGAUUCAGACCCAAGUGCACCUCCUUAUGAUUCACUGGCAACUUAUGCCUAUGAAGGCAAUGACUCCAUAGCAGAUUCACUCAGUUCUUUGGAAUCUUUCACAGCAGAGUGUAAUCAAGAUUAUGGUUACCUCAGUGACUGGGGACCUCGCUUUAAAAAAUUGGCUGAUCUGUAUGGGGGUGAUGAUAGUGAUCGAGAGUAAGAGUACUUUAUGACUUGAUCAUUAUUAGCAGAAGUACUAUCUUUGUUACUAGGUUGAGUGACCUGAAUUCUCCUUCUGGAAGGAAAUUAAAAAAAAAAAAAAAAAAUUAAAAUAACAAACAAUACUUAGGUGUUGUCUUAGUAAAGGUUUUCAUAAUCAGUAAGUUUCUGUGAAUGAAUACGAAUGACAUAGAUUAAAUAAUAAUAAUAAUAAUAAUAAUAAUGAGUUCACCCUCCUUGCCUAACAAUAUCUUAAGGAAAAUAUAUCACAUGAAUAAUCAAUAAAAAAAAUACUUUAAAGGCUUUUUGUGCCUUUUUCUUAACUCUAAGAACUUUAUAAAUGUUUUCCUAAUUGACUUCUUGAAACAUUGUACAACUACUUUGUAAACUGAUAUGAAAAUAUAUAUAUACUUAAAAAAAGGAAUGACUAUUACUGCCAUAUUUAUUUAGUUGAAGGAUGUCUUUGUGUUAAUUCAUUCAUAUUUUUAUAAAUGUAUAUUUCUAUUUUUGUAUUUUUAUGAAAUAAACUGGUAUUUAUAGAA